AUGUUGACCACAUCGCCUGUCCUCGCCGGCUCGGCCAACGCGUCGCCUACCGCCUUCCGGCGUGGCCACGCACCGUCUUCGCCCAAGGCCCGUCGAACGUCGCUGGUCGCCGCGUCUUCGUCCAGCGCCCUGACCCGAUCACCGCUGCAUAAUCGCGCGGAUGGCUCAUCUGCCCCUGUCGCAGACGGCACGGCAGGGCCCCAUACCGGCGGCCACCAGCAAGGUGCUACCACGCCGCUUGGCCACCAGAACAAGCCGCCAGCGGCCUCUCGAUCUCAAUUCCUCGAAAAUACCACGUAUCAAGGCCCUUCCUCGGCUCAGGAUGCUACGGCAGGCACCGCCGUCGAUCUGGCGCAACAAGCGUUGUCCCCCAACAAGCGACGGGGCUCUGCCAGCCAUGCAAUGCCCCAGGCUCCCGCAGGACCGUCGACGCUGCCGGCCGGGCAGGAUCUGCAGGCGUCCAACACCUCCAAGCGGCCCCGUACCGACCAACAGCCGCCAAAGAUCUUACCAACACGAUACGAACUGUGCGCAGUGGAGGACAUGGUCGAGCUGAUUGCGCAUAUGCUGGCGGAGCUCAUCGCGACAAAUGACGCUAUUCGCAUCUCCAGCGGCGGCCUGACGCGGUUCCACUCGAGGACUGCCCCGGGCAUUUCGGUCCGCGACUAUCUCCAUCGGCUGGCGAAGCAUGCCACGUUGACGCCGCCGCUGCUGCUCGCCAUGGUCUACUACAUUGACCGCCUGUGCGCCUUAUACCAGGAAUUCACCAUCAACACGUUGACGGUUCACCGUUUCCUCAUUACCGCGGCCACGGUCGCGGCCAAGGGUCUGUCAGACUCGUUUUGGAACAACACGACGUACGCCAGGGUGGGCGGCGUGCGUGUCGCCGAGCUCAAGCUGUUGGAGCUCGAGUUUCUCUACCGUGUGGACUGGAAGAUCGUGCCAAACCCCGAGGUUCUCGUUGCGUAUUACCGCGGCCUUGUCGAGCGGACGCCCGGCUACGAGCUGGAGUCGGACGGGUCGUCAGACGAAGACCUGGACGACGACGACGGAGAAGGCGAGUAG
This is a messenger RNA of Purpureocillium lilacinum, 1065 nucleotides long. RefSeq lists its product as uncharacterized. Gene Ontology annotation, biological process: regulation of cyclin-dependent protein serine/threonine kinase activity. Gene Ontology annotation, molecular function: cyclin-dependent protein serine/threonine kinase regulator activity; protein kinase binding. Gene Ontology annotation, cellular component: cyclin-dependent protein kinase holoenzyme complex; nucleus. The record is from RefSeq and is a predicted model, not a curated record. Lineage: Eukaryota; Fungi; Ascomycota; Sordariomycetes; Hypocreales; Ophiocordycipitaceae.